CUUCAUCUGAACGAACUGUCUUGACCGGAGAUCUGGGAGCUUGGUGGGUUUCUGUGCUGGAGCCACGUGAGUUUCAGUGAUAGUUUUGCUAGCCAAAACGCAGUGAAGAUGGCGGUAGGACUUGCAGCGGAGCUCCUCUUCAUCUUCUCUAUUGUGCAAGCACAGGUGCAGGAAGCCUCCUCGCAGGUUGUAGGGGUAGUGGGAGGCGUGGUGUACCUCAGCCCCCCGCCGCAGACCCAGACGACCACCUACCACCAAAGCCACUGGCGCUAUGGCAGCUCCCUGAAGAUCGCCAUCAACGAGAACGGGAAGGGGGUCCAGUACCCCAAUGGCCCUUUUAAGGACCGCCUUAAGCUCUUCCCCAACAAUACGCUGAAGAUCAGCAGCUUGCUGAAAAACGACAGCAACACCUACCGGGUGUACCUGGAGGACGUGGCGGGCAAGGAGGACACCUACAGCGUCUCCCUGAAGGUGUAUGAUGUGGUCCCCAAACCUACCGUGAAUGCGAUAGUGCAUGGGAACAAUCCGGAGCACUGCGAUGUCACCCUGGAGUGCUGGGUACAGAUGGAAGACGUGACCUAUGAGUGGAUGCCCCCCAGCAGGGUCAUGCCAGUGGGCUCUAACAGCACCAACGGAUCCGUGCCCCUCUCCUUCAACCCCUCCCUGGAAACCUACACGUGCAGGGCCAGCAACCCCGUGUCCUCCAGCAGCGCCCGGCUGAUCCGCAGGCACCCCUGCUCGUGGACAGCUGAGUCCUCUGCUGUCUCCACCGCCACCAAGACCAGCAUGCUGAUGCUGCUGGGACACCUCCUCCUCCUCUUCUUCGCUCUGCAUUAAUGACACUCUGUGGCUGCUGUCUGUUGGCGUCUCCGUCUCGUCACCCCUCUGCUGUGAGGGUAGAACCUGGAUGAAGCCCCCAGAUGGCAAGUCUCUUUCAACGGCACUUUGAGAGUCCGAGCAAUGCGAAUCACCAAAUGGUCAUUUAGCAGCUCAAAAAUGCACCCAGCCCUAGCUCUGAGACCUGAGCCGAGCCUUUCCUGCAGGUUCCCCAUGGCAGUGGGCAUCCUCAGCUCUCCUGGUGUCUGCCAGCCACUGGGGGGGAAUGCUCUUAGGGGACUGCUGUGUGGUGUGGUUAUGAGGGCUGGUACACAGCACGUGACACUUUCAGGGAAAGUAUGUGAUAUGGCCAGUGCAGCCCCACAUCCAGUAGUGGAGCACUGGAGCAGGACCUUGAGACAUUUAAGAUUGACUUUUCUCAGCCCAGGGUGACUCAAUAGUGGAAUCAUGUUGUAUGCAUACAGUAAAUUUUUUUCUUUCCACACCAGA
Molecule: messenger RNA, 1326 nt
Organism: Anas platyrhynchos (mallard)
Lineage: Eukaryota; Metazoa; Chordata; Aves; Anseriformes; Anatidae
Source: RefSeq, a predicted model, not a curated record